Messenger RNA from Sesamum indicum (sesame), 2353 nucleotides. RefSeq names its product putative alkaline/neutral invertase B. The record is from RefSeq and is a predicted model, not a curated record. Gene Ontology annotation, biological process: sucrose catabolic process. Gene Ontology annotation, molecular function: sucrose alpha-glucosidase activity; endo-alpha-N-acetylgalactosaminidase activity. Lineage: Eukaryota; Viridiplantae; Streptophyta; Magnoliopsida; Lamiales; Pedaliaceae.
CACAAUGAAGUGUACGUUAAAAAGAGAGUUUGAAACUGAUGCAACAUUUUUCCUGUCAACCUCACGGUAUCACGACAACGGCGCGUGCAAACCGAUAAAAUUCUCCGCCAACAACCUGCAGUGCUGGCAGAGCUCGACUCCCCAUGCUGUAUAUCACCCGUCCCUCACCAAAUUCACACACAGCCAACAGUGACUGGAAAUCCUUUUUCCUCUGCCCUUUCACGUUCUCUGCGUGAGGACGUAGACGUUCCGGUUCCAUCAUUCACACAUCGAUACACGUAUAUAUGUUGUUCACGCCGCCUCGUUUGAUAUUUUUCUAGCGAACUAGUCGGGGUGAGUUCAUAGUAUUGAGCAUCUGCAAGUAGUUAUAUUUGUGUUUGAAAGUUGGCAAGAAUGUCCACACUUACAGUAGAUGUGCAACAAAAUGGUAGUGUUAAGAAUGUCGACUCAAGCAGUGUGCAUGAAUUGGACGAAUAUGACUUUUCAAGGCUGCCGGAUCGGCCCAGAAAUUUGAAUUUGGAGAGGCAGAGAUCGUUCGAUGAAAGAUCGCUUACUGAGUUGCCUUUGGGGUUCUCUCCUCAUCCACCGUCUAGAGCAGAUAACUUCUAUCGAGCUUUUGACGUUUUAGAUGGUUUCUUUUCACCUGGUAGAAGGUCAGGGCUCAGUACACCCAAGUCUUUAUUUGGUUAUGGGCCGAGCAAUGAGCCACAUCCCAUGGUAGCAGAGGCUUGGGAUAAUCUAAGGCGCUCGUUGGUGUAUUUUCGCGGCCAGCCUGUUGGGACGAUUGCUGCAUUAGACAACUCAGAAGAAAACCUCAACUACGAUCAGGUAUUUGUUAGGGAUUUUGUUCCAAGUGCACUGGCUUUUCUAAUGAAUGGGGAACCUGAAAUUGUGAAAAAUUUUAUCCUGAAGACCCUUCGUCUUCAAUCAUGGGAGAAAAGAAUUGAUCGGUUCCAACUGGGAGAAGGUGUUAUGCCAGCCAGUUUUAAAGUACUACAUGAUCCAACCAGGAAUACUGAGACGUUGAUAGCAGAUUUUGGUGAAAGUGCAAUUGGAAGAGUGGCUCCAGUUGAUUCUGGCUUUUGGUGGAUUAUACUUCUACGAGCAUACACAAAAUCUACUGGAGACACAUCUUUGGCUGAGAGGCCUGAAUGUCAGAAAGGAAUGCGCCUGAUACUCAGUUUAUGCCUCUCUGAAGGAUUUGAUACCUUUCCGACGCUUCUCUGCGCUGACGGAUGCAGUAUGAUUGAUCGUAGAAUGGGCGUUUAUGGAUACCCGAUUGAGAUACAAGCUCUCUUCUUCAUGGCUUUGAGAUGUGCCUUGCUUUUACUCAAGCAAGAUGGUCCUGGGAAGGAAUUUAUAGAACGUAUUAUCAAGCGCCUGCACGCCUUGAGCUAUCACAUGAGAAGUUACUUUUGGUUGGAUCUGAAGCAGCUUAAUGACAUAUAUCGAUAUAAAACUGAGGAGUAUUCCCACACUGCAGUCAACAAGUUCAAUGUCAUGCCGGAUUCUCUGCCAGAAUGGGUUUUUGAUUUUAUGCCGCUGCAUGGAGGCUACUUCAUCGGAAAUGUCGGCCCUUCAAAUAUGGAUUUCCGUUGGUUUUGCCUUGGCAAUUGCAUAGCCAUACUUUCUUCCCUAGCUACACAUGAACAGGCAAUGGCAAUCAUGGAUCUUAUUGAAUCACGUUGGGAGGAGUUGGUAGGGGAUAUGCCGCUCAAAGUUUCUUAUCCUGCUAUUGAGAGCCACGAGUGGCGGAUCAUAACAGGAUGUGAUCCCAAAAAUACUCGGUGGAGUUACCACAACGGUGGAUCAUGGCCAGUGCUCUUAUGGCUUCUUACAGCUGCGUGCAUCAAGACGGGACGCCCCCAGAUUGCUAGACGUGCCAUUGAACUUGCUGAAACCAGGUUGUCGAAAGACGGUUGGCCAGAGUAUUACGAUGGGAAGCUUGGGCGAUACAUUGGGAAGCAAGCUCGAAAACACCAAACGUGGUCGAUUGCAGGCUAUUUGGUCGCCAAAAUGAUGCUUGAAGACCCUUCUCAUUUGGGUAUGGUCGCGAUCGAGGAAGACAAGCAGAUGAAACCGGUCUUGAAGCGAUCAUCCUCGUUUUGAUUCCUAAUUUUAGUAAAUUUGUACCUAAACAAGAUUCCAAACUUGUAGCAUGUCUGGUUUGUACAGCCUUUGCAGUGUUGAUGUCAUUCUUUUGUUUACUCCAAUAAAUCUUUAGUUCGAAAUCUCUUUAGUAAAUAUAACGAACUUCUUAAUACUUUUGGAAUACAAAAUUUUGGGGUGGAUAUUGGGCGAGAUCCAUCCCAUUGGAUUUAUUGCUGACAUGAAUUCUGUUAGCUCAACCCCC